Molecule: messenger RNA, 1951 nt
Organism: Chiloscyllium plagiosum (whitespotted bambooshark)
Lineage: Eukaryota; Metazoa; Chordata; Chondrichthyes; Orectolobiformes; Hemiscylliidae
Product: putative transmembrane protein 244
Source: RefSeq, a predicted model, not a curated record
UGGACAUGCUGAGGACGUGAAAAGGGCUAUUUUAAUGCAGAUUGUUCUCGUAGGUGCUGACGCCCACUUCACUAUUUCCAAUCCUAAACGGUGUAACCAGAACGAAUCAAAUAACAAAAUUAGCACCGAAAACAGAAAUUGCUGGAAAAGCUCAGCAGGUCUGGCAGCAUCUGUGGAGAGAAAUCAGUUAAUGUUCCAGGUCGAGUGACCCUUUCGAUUUUUAACUAAAUUGGCAUCCCGAUAUUUCAUACAGAAAACCUCAACAAAAAGCCAAGGUAUAUGAUUUGCAAAAACUAAAACGAAAUUUGCGACCGUGGAGAUGGACGCUCUCGGAAUUAGGCGAAUUGUUAUCCACUUGAUCUGCGGUAGGCGCUGUUUCAUUCUUUACAUCAAGGACAUCCGAUAGAGACAUGGAAAAGAAGUGAUUAUGGAAAUAAAUGAGCAUGGGACACUACCCAGAGUCUUCGAAAUCGAUGUGAUAUUUACAUGGCCUUCAAAAGCAAAACCGCAGGCACUAAGAUUGUUCUCUUAAAUUUAUUGCAAUGUUUGUUGGUAUUCUACACUCUCUACUACAUGAUCGGAAGUGUUUGCUUUGGUGCAUUCAGACUUAAUUCAUUUGAUGGGUUGAUUCCAUUUGACUUUAAAACUCAAGCAGCAAAAUCUAACUCUAAAUAUCUAGUGAAUCUGUUGUCUAUGGAACUUACGUAUUUCACCAGUGGAAUCCUGUUUGCAAUAAUUGUUAAGAAGUGGGUGUGGGACUAUUCAAUCACAGUUACACUCAUCCAUGUCAUACUGAGCUCUGCAGUGAUGACUGAGUUUCCUUUAGCGUGGCAGUGGUGGUUGGCUUUGGGGGGCGGCUUGUUGAUGAUGAUCUGUAAUGGACAGCUGGUGGCACACUGUGUUUGCCAAAAUAAUCCUGCUUACUCUUCAAGUAACCUCUGAGAGAAAAUGAUCAAACAAGGCCACAAAAAUCAGAAGUUCAGGAUAAUUCCCCAUCUAACAUACCUGCAUUGAUUUUAAUGAGCAGAGAAACUGCAUCCUUCCUCAGAAAUAAUUCAUGUUAAAUGUUUGAAAAUCACAGUUUGUAUUUUAUGUGACCAGAAAAGGUCUGUUUUUCACACAAAAGUCAAGUGGAUCAUGGGCAGCUUAAAAGAAAGACUAAUAACUUUCUCUUUUCCCCUUUGAAUUUUGAUAUUUGUUGCUUUGCAAAGGUAAUUCCAUAGAAGACACCAAACAUAGACAUAAUUUUAAUUUUGUCCAAUUAUGUGUGCAUUAGAUCUGCUUGGGGAAUGUGGUGUCUAACCUGCCCUGCACAGUAAAGUAUCAGAACUACUGCAGCAGUAAUAUGUCAGGAAGUAAUUGGGAACUCUUAGAAACAUGUCUGAUCAGAUCUUUAUAUGAGUAAUCCAAUCGUACAAUAUUAAAGUGAAAAACAAAAGAGAAUAUAGUAUACCAACUUAAAUAAAUAUUUGAGAAUUGAAGGAUUUCUUUAAAGAUAACUCAGAAUCAAAUUUUCUAUAUGCCGAAAUAAAAAGUACAUGCAUUGUAAAUAAUAAAUAGGCUUAAAGUAGAAUCUUAGAACUCCCAAAAAUAUUAAUUCACAGUAUUCAUAUAAAACAUGAAAACUACAAUCUGAUAUUUUCCCACUAGGUAAAGAAAUUGUCUACCCUCAAAAGGUUAAAAUGUUUAAUAUUUACCUUUUGGAGGGGAAUGACCAUGCAUUUUAGAAUUUUAACCAUUUUUAUUGCAUUCAAUAUUAUAUCAUUCAAUUAUCAGUGGCUUCCUUUACUUUUAAAAUGUUAAUAGGUAAUAUAUGGAGUUUCAACAAAUUCAGUUUUAAUACAUAGAAAUCCCCUUCAAGUUGAAAAAUUAUUACCAUCAAAGUUUGUGAGAAGAUUUGUAGCUCGGGUGCUUGUUGUUGUGGUUCUGUUCGCCGAGCUGGGAAUUUGUG